AACCAACCAUUUACAAAGCAAAAAAUGGCAAAGAGUUGCUGGACUCUGUCUAUCAGUAUCUCCUCUCCUCUCAUGUCUUUUGAAUUUAGCAGCAGCAACAUUGCCUUUGUCUUCUAAUCACACACAACAGAAAUGGCCUCAGCUACCAAAGAAAAUAAGAAGAACAGUUCUGCCAAAAGAGUAGCUGUUAUUGGCGCUGGUGUUAGUGGGCUUGCUGCAGCAUACAAAUUGAAAUCACAUGGUUUGAACGUCGCAGUAUUUGAAGCUGAAGGAAGAGCUGGAGGAAAGUUAAGAAGUGUUUCACAUGAUGGUCUAAUUUGGGAUGAGGGAGCGAAUACAAUGACUGAGAGUGAACCGGAGGUCAGAAGUUUUCUUGAUGACCUUGGACUUAGAGAAAAGCAACAAUUUCCAAUUUCACAGAACAAGCGGUAUAUUGUAAGAAAUGGGAUGCCAGUACUGAUACCCGCAAAUCCCAUUGCACUGAUCAAGAGCAACUUUCUUUCUGCCAAAUCAAAGUUUCAAAUCAUUCUUGAGCCAUUUUUGUGGAAGAAAAUUAACUCCUCAAAAGUUUCUGAUGACUAUACACAGGAAAGUGUGGGUGGGUUCUUUGAGCGUCAUUUUGGGAAAGAGGUUGUUGAUUAUCUCAUUGACCCUUUUGUUGCGGGCACAAGUGCUGGAGAUCCCGAAUCUCUUUCUAUCCGGCAUUCUUUCCCAGAUCUGUGGAAUCUAGAACAAAGGUUUGGCUCCAUUAUAGCUGGGCUGCUUCAAUCUAAGAUAUCUGCCAAAAGGGUAAAAAGUGGUGAAACAAAGGGUACUUUAGAAAAAAAGAAACCUCAGCGUGGUUCAUUUUCCUUUCAUGGUGGAAUGCAGACACUAACUGAUAUGUUGUGUAAAGAGCUUGGCAAAGAUGAUGUGAAACUGAACUCAAAGGUCUUGUCACUAUCUUACAGCUGUGAUGGGAAGUCUGCAUUAGAAAAUUGGUCAGUUUAUUAUGCUUCUGACCAUGACAAGCAUUUACAACGUUUAUCUGUUGAUGCUGUAAUCAUGACGGCUCCAUUAAGUAAUGUCAAAGAAAUGAAGAUCACCAAAAGAGGAACGCUCUUUCCACUUGACAUUCUUCCUGAGGUGACUUACAUGCCAGUAUCUGUUUUAAUCACAACCUUUAAGAAGGAGAAUGUCAAGAGACCACUUGAGGGAUUUGGAGUUCUUGUUCCUUCUAAGGAGCAACAAAAUGGUCUAAAAACCCUUGGAACACUCUUUUCUUCAAUGAUGUUUCCAGAUCGUGCACCUAAUGACCUAUAUCUUUAUACAACCUUUGUUGGGGGAAGUCGAAACAGUGAUCUAGCUAAAGCUUCUACGGAUGAGUUGAAGAAGAUUGUUUCUUCUGACAUCAAGCAAUUGUUGGGAGCAGAGGGAGAGCCCACAUUUGUAAAUCAUUUCUACUGGAGUAAAGCAUUUCCCUUGUAUGGUCGUAACUAUGGUUCAGUUCUAGAAGCAAUUGAAACGAUAGAGAAAAAUCUUCCUGGAUUCUUCUAUGCAGGUAACCAUAAGGGUGGACUGGCUGUUGGCAAAGCAAUAGCCUCUGGGUGCAAAGCAGCUGAUCUUGUGAUCUCCUAUUUGGAGUCUUCUUCCGAUGACAAAUUGCUCAAGGAAGGACCAACAUUAUAGAAAUAGGAAGGGUAUCCUUGGUACCUAAAAUGUUUUCUAAUCUUUCUUCUUUGAAGAAUAUAAGGAUGUGUUAUCUCUUGCAGAAUGUAUACCAUUCCCCUCUUUUGAAGGGUAAGCAAUGAACAUGAUCUCUUUGUGCA
This is a messenger RNA of Quercus robur (English oak), 1808 nucleotides long. Its product is annotated as protoporphyrinogen oxidase, mitochondrial. Bases 133 to 1668 code for a protein of 511 amino acids. The transcript is spliced from 18 exons. Gene Ontology annotation, biological process: heme biosynthetic process. Gene Ontology annotation, molecular function: protoporphyrinogen oxidase activity, oxygen as acceptor. Gene Ontology annotation, cellular component: mitochondrial inner membrane. The record is from RefSeq and is a predicted model, not a curated record. Lineage: Eukaryota; Viridiplantae; Streptophyta; Magnoliopsida; Fagales; Fagaceae.